Molecule: messenger RNA, 1443 nt
Organism: Bradysia coprophila
Lineage: Eukaryota; Metazoa; Arthropoda; Insecta; Diptera; Sciaridae
Source: RefSeq, a predicted model, not a curated record
AUCAUGGUAGUAUCAUCACAGCUCUGGGCUCAUAAAAAUUGAAAUCGUAACAAGAACGUUGCGAGAGAAAAUCAGAAACAUUUACAGUUACAAUUCAGCGUUAGUAUCAGACACAAAAAAUCAUCGUUCCAAUCACACAAUUAUUAAUUCAACACCAACCCGAAGGAAAGAGUUUUCCAGAACGAAAAUUAUUUGUGAAUUAACGAAGUUCAGUCUGAUGAUAUAUAUUAAUGUGCUUGACCGGCUACGAACCUACGAAUAAAUUCGUAAAAUUCGUCAGAUCAUUUUCCAAUCGAAGAGAUUUUCUAUUUUGCUUUCUAUUCAGCCACUUAUCUCGAUAAAAUACUUGUGGAUGUACGCGAUAAAGAUUGACUUCUGUCUGUGAAACUAAUAAAUGCGCCAACAUUGUUAUUUAACUGAUAGUAUAUCGUUUUUGCCUACGUAAUUUCGAUAAGCAACAGACCAUGGUAAAAACACACAUCAAGUUAUUUAUUCACAGCGGGCAUUCUAAAUCACGUUCCUCCGUGUGGUAAGCGUUAAAAAAUAUUCGCGUGCUAAAAAUAAUAAUCAAAAUAAUGGAGUUCGAGCGACCGAAAGGCUUGCAAGGUCCGAUGGUGUAUUCUACGUUUCAAAUUAAAUCAAAGAAUUCGGAUGAAAUAGAAGGAUUUUUGAUUCAAGAUUUAACGGAAGAUCGAUUCGAUGAAGCUGUGAGAAUAAUUGUAGACAAUCAUGCAAAAGGUGCCGUGCUUCAUAAAGCAGCGAAAACGCUAUCAAGUGAAUGCGGACUGCGUCGGGUUAAUCAAAUGUAUCUGAAUGUGUUUAAAGAGAAAAUUUCUUUGGUUUGUUUAAAAAUUGAUACAAUGGAAAUCGUUGGAGUAAAUGCAUUAACUUACAGAGACAGUGAGGCAUCGAAUGAUCCCAACUUCAAUCAUCUGAGAGACAUUGUGGGUUUUUUGAAUAACGAAUCCAAUGUUUCGGAGCAUUAUGGUGUUCACCGAAUUAUAUUUGCUGUUGGCCUUUGUGUGGUGGACAAAUAUCGUAACCGCGGAAUAGCUACCGAGAUAUUAAAAGCUCGAGCACCGCUUCUGAGAUGUAUUGGUGUGAAGCUAACGUCAACAAUAUUUUCGACAAUUGCCGCACAAAAAGCCGCUAAAGCAGCUGGAUAUGAGGAAAAUUAUUCGAUAAGCUACGAAGAUCUUUGUAAAAAGUUUUUUAAAAUGGACUUUUCUCAUGUGCCUUUGAACGGUUUCUGUAAAGUAAUGUCCUUGAAAGUUUAAUUGACGAGAAUGGGCGAACAAUGCAUCUGAUGUACAAAUUCAAUCGAUUCUUAGAUCAACGGGUAAUAGUACUCUGGUGAAGCUAUAAAAAAAAGCUUUUUCUUAUCUUCUGAUAGGACAUUGUGUUGGUAAUAUUAAAGAAAUAUCUCAAUGUUGAAAGUGUUUA